CGUGCGGUAGUCACUCGUCCUUGGUCCUGCUACCCGAAUUUUGUCAAAACUUUUGUGAAAGGACUCGCUGACUUUCGCGUAGCGCGGAAAAAAUACACUUAUUGCAAAGUGCAGUCAGCAAUCGAAGCGAAGCGAAACGAAUCGAAUUGAAUAAAGUCUCAAGUGCUGCCUGAGAAAACACAAACAAAAGUAGGGAAAAAUCAAAACUACCAAUUCAAGCGAUUUAUUCAUGAUUUUUGUUGUUUUUGUUGCGUGCCGGCAUUAAAACAAAAUAGAAAGUAAAUACAGUAUAAGCCAAAGGAAAAGGGCAAGUCGGUCGGCUGAAUUAAUCAAAUUAAAAGUACUUGGCCGUGCAAUUACGCAGAAUGCCGUUUGCCUUUUAAGUUGCAUAUUGUUCGGCGAUCGAAGGAGCAGUGGGCGCCGUGCACUGCAGACUGAAGCAGAGCGGAUUGCACUGGACUGGACUGGAGUGAAGUGGAGUAGAGAAGCGGAAAAGCGCGGAAAAGCGGAAAAACGAACGUUAAGCAGGCGAGGCAAGGCGAAGCAAGGUGCGGUGCGGCGAGGUGAGGUGAGGUGGAGAAGAAGUGCCACUGACAGUGGCAGUAAGUUACGGGCCAAGUUUCGCCGGAGUCGCCUUGUCGCUGGCGCAACUGGCAUAACUCAGUGCUGAUGAAAUAUGGAGCUGCUGCAGGCCCUCUGCUGUACGCUGCUCCUGCUUUUGGCCCGGAUGCAAGUUCUGCUCGCCGUCAGCUGGGAGGAUUGGUGGACAUACGAUGGCAUCUCAGGACCUGCCUUUUGGGGCCUCAUCAAUCCGGAGUGGUCGCUGUGCAACAAGGGUCGUCGCCAGUCGCCGGUCAAUCUGGAGCCCCAACGCCUGCUAUUUGAUCCCAACUUGAGGCCCAUGCACAUAGACAAGCACAGGAUAUCCGGACUGAUCACUAAUACGGGUCACAGCGUCAUCUUCACGGCCGGCAAUGAUACGGUGGCCAACUACGACGGCAUGCAGACGCCGGUGAACAUCUCGGGCGGACCGCUGUCGUACCGCUACCGCUUCCAUGAGAUCCACAUGCACUACGGCCUGAACGACCAAUUUGGAUCGGAGCACAGCGUCGAGGGCUACACGUUCCCGGCGGAGAUACAAAUAUUCGGCUACAAUUCCCAGCUGUAUGCAAAUUUCUCAGAUGCCCUCAAUCGCGCCCAGGGCAUCGUGGGCGUCUCCAUUCUGCUGCAGCUUGGAGAUCUCUCGAAUGCGGAGCUGCGCAUGCUCACCGAUCAGCUGGAGCGCAUUCGCUAUGGCGGCGAUGAGGCCUUCGUGAAGCGCCUCUCCAUCCGCGGAUUGCUACCGGACACGGAUCACUACAUGACCUACGAUGGAUCCACAACGGCACCUGCCUGCCACGAAACAGUCACCUGGGUGGUGCUGAACAAGCCCAUCUACAUCACAAAGCAACAGUUGCACGCACUGCGCCGCCUGAUGCAGGGCAGCCCCGACCACCCGAAAGCGCCCCUGGGCAACAAUUAUCGGCCGCCCCAGCCGCUCCUGCACCGGCCCAUCCGCACCAAUAUUGAUUUCAAGACGACGAAGUCGAACGGCAAGGCCGCCUGCCCCACCAUGUACCGCGAGGUCUACUACAAAGCGACCAGUUGGAAACAGAACUAGAAGUCAGUGACGUGAUGGCGUAACGUAACGUAUCGUAAGCGUAAGCGUAUGACGUAAGUAGCGAGCGGCGUGCAACAGGAGCUUCCACUAAACAUACAUAUAGACAAGGCGAUGCCGAGGCAAACUACACGGAACGGAAGGAUUCAAAUGGAAGAGGGCAGAGGGCAGGGGCAAAGGAAUGGGGUUAAGGAUCACAAAGGAAUCAGUGCAGCAGCAGCGGCCAAAAAAAUUGGCGAUUGGAAUUACACACAUCUAUAUAUAUAAAUAGGCAAAGGAAUAAUAUGGAUAGCGAUUACGAAUUACGAUAAUUAGCAUUAAAUGUGCAUUUUUUUGUCUCCCCCAAAACGUAAAUCAAUCAAACCUUGAUUGCAGUCAGAGGUAACUUUUUUUUGUGUGUGCAUAGCGUAAGAACAAUAACGAUAAAGGAAGAAAAAAAACAAAACAGCGAUGACUAGUAAUCAUAAUUACCGACAUAACCAUUAACGUAAUCCACAAAACCAAAUACUAUUGUAUAUUUUAUGUUAGGCCCGACAACGUGAAAAGA
Molecule: messenger RNA, 2204 nt
Organism: Drosophila santomea
Lineage: Eukaryota; Metazoa; Arthropoda; Insecta; Diptera; Drosophilidae
Gene: CARPB
Product: carbonic anhydrase-related protein 10
Exons: 9
Coding region: 677-1660 (327 amino acids)
Molecular function (GO): zinc ion binding; carbonate dehydratase activity
Source: RefSeq, a predicted model, not a curated record